This is a messenger RNA of Sitophilus oryzae (rice weevil), 2408 nucleotides long. Its product is annotated as zinc finger protein ZFAT-like. Bases 248 to 2032 code for a protein of 594 amino acids. Gene Ontology annotation, cellular component: nucleus. Gene Ontology annotation, molecular function: RNA polymerase II transcription regulatory region sequence-specific DNA binding; DNA-binding transcription factor activity, RNA polymerase II-specific. Gene Ontology annotation, biological process: regulation of transcription by RNA polymerase II. The record is from RefSeq and is a predicted model, not a curated record. The transcript is spliced from 14 exons. NCBI's taxonomy places the organism in Eukaryota, Metazoa, Arthropoda, Insecta, Coleoptera, Curculionidae.
UUAAAAUAUGAGAAAUUAAGAAAAAAUCAGUAUUUAAAUAAUUUUUCUUACUGUUUUUCUGAAAAACAGUAAGAGACUGCCAGGAAAAAGUUUAUAUUCGUAAUCUACGACCUCAAAAUAGAGUGUAUACAGAGAUAUAGACUUAUCUCUGGGUAUAUACCAAUUUUUGUGCAAAUCAGAUGAUUUUCAGUUUUCCAAUAAUUUUACUGUAGUGGUCUUUGGUAGUGGUAGAUUUUAACUAUUCAUAAUGGUUCGCCAGUGCGUAGUUUGCAAAAAGGUGGACUAUUGUAAUCCUGGAUUGAUAUUUCGGCGCUUUCCUGUAAAUCCUGAGCGCAGGCAAAGGUGGGUGUCACUCUUGAAUUUGGAAAAUCAGCAUGUAUUCAAGUAUGCCACAAUUUGUUCUAAUCAUUUUGAUAAGAGCGAUAUUAUGGUCACCGAAUUAACUGGUCGAAGGCAAAUAAGACCAAAUGCUGAGCCCCAAAUAGAUACCUCUAUUUUUGAUGAGGCUUUACCUUACAGAACUUCAGCUGCAAGCAUGUUUCAAGAUCCCAAAUGUCAUGAUCCGUCCCAAGAAGUCACCUGUGCAGAACAAAGUAAUCUAGGCUCGCAGACUACCUUGGCUAGUCCCUCAGCUUGUCCUUUAGCUAGUCCCUUGGCUGGCCGUAAAAAUUACAGGAUGUUGCCUAAAACCACAGAAACAGCAUCGAAAACACAAGUUGGAAUUAACUGCCCAACAGAUACUGCUGUAAAUAAAGAAUCAAGAGGUGUGGAACAUGUUACACAAGAAAAUAUUUCAGUAGAAAAUAUAAAUGGAUUAUCACCAGAUAAUAAGUUAGAACUGGCAAAGCAAUUGAAGGAAUCGCAGAAAGAAGUCUAUAGAUGUUCCACAUGUAGUUUCCAAACGCCAUAUAAGUGCAGUCUUUAUAACCACAAGAAAGUUCACUUGUUUGCUUGUGCGCACUGUGGCAACAACUGUAGGUCAAGUGCCAGCUUAGAAGUCCACCUUGCGAUCAAUCAUAUUGAUUCCAGGGCAAAUGAAUUGAAGGAAACGCAGAAUGAGGUCUAUAGAUGUGCCACAUGUAGCUACCAAACGCCAUAUAAGUGCGGUCUUAACACCCACAAGAAAGUUCACUUGGCAUCUGAAGAACGGCAAUUGUUUGCUUGUCUCCACUGUGACAACAAAUAUAGGACAAAACAAAGCUUAGAGUACCACUUUGAAUUUAAUCAUACUGAUUCCAGGGUGAAGAAAUUAACCGUAUCGCAGGACAAGGUCUAUAGAUGUUCUAAAUGUAGCUUCCGAACGGCAUAUAAGGCAAGUCUUAACAAGCACAAGAAAAUUCACUUGGCACCCGAAAAACGGAAGUUGUUUGCUUGUGCGCACUGCGACAAGAAAUAUAAGUCAAGACAGGGCUUAAAUGAUCACCUAGGAUAUAAUCAUAUUAGUUCCAGAAAUGCUGAUUGUAUAUCUGCAACUGAUCAAGUGAUAUUAGAUUCUUUAAAAAUAGAAAUUGAUGAUCACGCUCCGCUCUUGGCAGUAUCAUUUAAAAAUGCUGAAUGUCUGUCUGGCACUAAUGAAGUAAAAUCAGAAGGUAUUUUAAAAACAGAACCGGAUGAUGUCGCUUUGAUUCUGAGUAAAGAGAUGCACAAUGACUUUAAAGGUGCUGAUUGUAUACCUCUAACUCCACAAAUGGAAUUAGAUUCUUCAAAAAUUGAAAUUGUUGAUCACAUUCUGCUUUUGGAUGACUUCAAAAACGCUCAAUGUCUAUCUGGGACUAGUGAAGUAAAAUCAGAAGAAUUCAUAAAAAUAGAACUUGAUGAUGUCGCUUCAACUAUGAAUAAAGAUAUGCACAAUGACUUUAAAAAUGCUGAAUAUCUGUUUGGGACUAAGGAAGUAAAAUCAGAAGAUUUUUUAAAAAUAGAAUCUGAUGAUGAAGACAUGCACUAUGACUAUAAAAAUACCGAAAAUUUUUCAGUAACCAAGGAAGUGAAAUUAGAAGAUUUGAUAAAAAUGGAACAUGACUAUGUUUCUUGAUGACCAUAAGCCUUUUUAGUUGAAGAAGUAAUAAAAAUAUAAUCUAAUGAUGUCACUCCAACUAUGAAUAAAGACAUGCACAAUGACUUUAAAAAUGCUGAAUGUCUGUUUGGGACUAAUGAAGUAAAAUCAGAAGAUUUUUUAAAAAAAUAACCUGAUGAUGAAGACAUGCACGAUGACUAUAAAUAUAAAUAUGUUAUUUACUCUAUAUAUAAAUGUAUUUUUACUAAUGAAUACAUAAUGCUUUAAAUAUUGUUUUCAGAAAUACCGAAAAUUUAUCGGUAACCAAGAAAGUGAAUUUAGAAUGAAUGAGAGGAGGGUUAAUCACCGCGACCUUAAAGAUCAGUUGUCCCUCUUUCUUAAGUUAUAAUAAUAA